Molecule: messenger RNA, 1890 nt
Organism: Lodderomyces parapsilosis
Lineage: Eukaryota; Fungi; Ascomycota; Pichiomycetes; Serinales; Debaryomycetaceae
Gene: WOR3
Product: Wor3p
Exons: 1
Coding region: 1-1890 (629 amino acids)
Source: RefSeq, a predicted model, not a curated record
AUGGACCACCCCCCGUAUACGGAGUCUAACUUGCAUUCUGAUGAAAAUAAGGAAGUAGAGCGCAAUAAGCAGGGAUUAACAGAAACCACCAACAACGAUCAAUCACCACCACAACUGCAACAACCACAAAAUCAACAAAACGAGAAACAGGAAUACACAACAGAACACCACCACCAUCAACAACAACAGCCCCAUCAAACUAUGUCUAUUCAUAAUGGAGAGUUUGGUAGAUAUCAACCGCAAAUGCAAAUGAACCCUUUACUUCAUCAACAGUUUUCGCAACCACAACCGUACCCCACUUCUCAGUAUUUGCAACCACGUCAACAACCAUUUUCACAACCAGGACUGUUUUCUAUCCCCAUUUCUCAAACACAACCGCUGUUGGCGCCUUUGCAAACUCCCAAUUAUGUUGUAAAUUCUUAUCAGCAGUUGCCCAUUCAAAGUCCAUACGCAGCUACACAAACACCGCACUUCAUCCAACUUAACCAAGCUGGCGCUCCACAACUGAGAAGUCGUCACUUGCUGGAUUCAAAGUUUGAAGAUGCACAUGGCAACUUAUUGAGCUACAAUUAUGACAGAGGUUCGGGGUCUUCUGCCUCUGCUAUGCACGAGACUCAACAACAUAAUAUUGGGACAACCGAAGCAAAUGAGCUUGGAUCAAAGUCUGGCGCCCCAUCAUUCAACACGGGAGCAUCCUACACACAUAUUCAAAGCUCAAUGCAAUCGCAAUUGGUUCCCAGCAGAGGCUCAACUACCACAACAACAACAUCCUCUACUACACCAUUUGAUAACGGUCCACUCAAUGAAAAUCAAAAAUCAGUGGUAUCCCAAUGCACUAGAUGCAAAAAGGAGUUUGUUCAAGUGAUCACAGUUCCACCUAAAGAUGGUGAUAGUAGUAACAACAACAGUUCAAAACAAGUCACAGGUCAAACAAAACUAUUCAAAUUGUGUCAUCAUUGUCGGGAACUUCAACGACAAAGAUCAAGAAGAUGGCAGAUGAAAACAAAGGAUAGAAAAGGUGUUUGUCGUCGUUGUGGGAUCGAGAUCCCAUUCAAUGAACAAAAGUACGUGUUGUGUGCUAAUUGCCGCCUGAACUUACGAACAAGAAAAGCUGGUCGUGCAUCACAAGGUAAGUGUAUUCAUUGUUCAGGUUUUUUGGAGGACGACCAGGUAUCUGAUGAUCUGUUGAUGAUGAAUGAAUCGUCAAGCGUUGAUGAGUAUGGUAAGCACUCCCCUAAAUCAAGCACUUUCCGUGUUUGUCAAAAGUGUAGAGGGAAAGAUAAAUUGAGAAGACACAAUUUAGAACAGAUGGGGUAUUGUAAUCGUUGCACGAGGGCAUUGGACCCCCAGGACCAGGGAAGAUUUAAAGUUUGUGGUGAGUGCCGGAUGAAAAAGAGACAAUAUGGCAAUAAAAGUCAAGAUCAACCAGCUUCCCCACCUUCACUCCCGCAAUUGCAAAACAUGAGUACGAGCCAUCAAUCUGGCAGCAGUCUUGCAUCGCAACCAGGUUCAUCAUUGCAGUCAUAUGCCACACAGCACUAUACACCAUAUCCACAAUACAGUAACCAUACUUAUAGUACCAGCGGGAAUGUUAAUGUGAAUGCCCAAUUUCCCCCUCCGUCACAACUUCCUGGCCCGUACAUGCUGCUGUCUUUUACACCAAAUCUGUUGUACAACAAUAAUGCUCAAAUAAUGCUGCAUCAACAAAUUCCAUAUGGUGUUCAACUGCAACAUCCUAUUCACAGCCAUCCUUUCCAAGGAUCUUCUACACAUUCACUGCAACCUCAAGAUGUACAAAGUCAAAGCCAGACACAAGAUCAAAAUCAUAACCUCCCAGGGCAAGGACAAGAUUAUUUUGGGACCACAAAUUAUCCUGACAGACGGUCCUAG